GUUAGCCAAACGCGUGUUAGGUGCAAAAGAAGACAAGCACAGCGAUUGGCUAACAGCUAUUCACUUUACGUAUUUUCACUACAUUUGAGUUACACAAUCGAUCCCUUGAUCGAAUUUCCCCGCUCUGCACGUGGAUAAUUACGUUUUUGGCUCAUUUUCGAACACACCUAUAGUCUACAAUGCUUCAGAGCAUGUAAACGUUUGCACGACGAACAGACUUAUGCUCAAAUAUGUCAUUUGUGUUUAUAUGCCAUAGUGAAUAACACUUACGUUACGCAUCUUUUUGAUUUUGAUAGCCGCUAAUAUUUCACGUUAUUCAUAAGGAAUGUAAUGACGUUGAUCAGAUAAUUAUUUUGGAUUCCUUGCAUACUAAUUUUUAUAGCAGUAAUGGAUGAAGCUUGUGAGUCAGCCUUUCUUCAUGAAGGAAUAUUACCGACUGCAAACCCACAUGAUUAUCACUGUUAUAUUUGUGACAAAGAUAUUAAAGGUAUAAAAUGUGGUAUCCAACAUUUACAAGGUAGACCUCACAUAUCAGCGCUUAAGAAAUUUGAAGAAUCAUAUGAGAAAUGCAAUGGACUUGUGAUUUGUAAGAUAUGCAAGUUUGAAGGUUCAUGGCCUAUGUAUACAAUGCACAAAUCAUUCCACAAUUCUUCGAUAGAAAAAAAUUCCAAUAGUACUUCCAUGAGUAACCAUAAUACAAAUUUUAAUGAUAUCAUUGGUAAUAAAAAGCCACAGGAUUUGUAUGAAAUGUUUGCACUACACUUUAUUUCGAAACAUCAACAACAAUUUUAUUGUCAUUUGUGUUAUUGCAUAUUGCCCAGUUGGUUUCAUGCAUAUCAACAUAUUGAGAGUGAAUUGCAUAAAAAAAGCCUAGUUGGAGUAGUUACAACAUUUUUACCAGGCAAUGAUACUACAGAAUUAAACAUCUUAAAAGUUAGAGCGAGAGAAUUGAUUGAGAAUUGCAUUUUUCUACAAAAACCUCAUGAGUAUAAUUGUUUUACUUGUUGUAAACUUGUAUCAGGUUUACAUAAUUUAACUCAACAUAUUCAUGGAUCAAAUCACAGAAAAUGCAAAGCAACAGUAAAAUUCAUAGAUAAGGAAACUGGCCAAAUUCCCCAAAAGACACAAGUUGUUGCAAAUAAUGUGAAAAUGGAUAACAAAACACAACUUAAAAUACCAGAUCGUUUGAAAUCGAUGGUAACUGCACAUGGAAUACGAGUAAUGGAAACUGAAUUCUAUUGUCCUGCAUGUAAUGUUGUAAUGAAUAAUAAUAGUGCAAUAGAAAGUCACUUGACUUCCCACUUGAAAAUGGUGUGGCCAAAUUUUAAAUCUUCAUUGGAUUCUCAGCCUAAUCAACCAAAUUCUAAGAUUACAAAUCAAUCAGAAAAUGAAAAUUCGAUUCCACACAUUUGUAACUUAUGUGACGUCAAAGUUCCAUAUGAAAAAAUACUGAUUCAACACUACCUUGGAAAGAAACAUAGAAAAUAUAUGGUUGAAUUAUUUGGUACAAUAGAAAGUAUUAAUAAAGUAAAGACUGAUGAUGAAACUGAAGAAAAUGUUAACGCGAUAGAAAACGUUUCAUACUUCUGUCCAGGUUGUGAUCUUAAAGUACACAAAGUGGAGGCACUUCUAAACGUUAAUCAUAAUUCACAAAAACAAGUAGGGCAUACAUGGGUCGUUAUUCCUGGAAAAAAAGCGAUUGCAAAUCCAGCUGCCAAAGAUGUUCAAAGUGCAGCAGGUAGUUUUGAAACAGACCUUAGAACCUUGACAGAAGAAUUAGUAUCAAUACAAAGCAACAAGACUCGAAAAGGAAGGAAGCCAAAAAAAUGCAAUAGUGUUGACGAUGUUGCAUCUGUUAGCAUUGCUGAUAAAAACUCAUCGCCAAAGGAUUUUGUCUUUACUAAAGAUUACAUAUUUGAUGUUGAUAAGAAAAAAUUGCAGAAGCUCAAAUUGAGUUUAAAGUUAUCAUACGUGAUGGACAGCGAGAAGAUGUAUUGUCUUAUUUGCGAAGUGGAGGUGUCUAGUAAAUUGCAAAAUUAUUAUGAACACAUAUGUAGCAUUGACCACAUGAAGAAUCUUGCGCAAAUGGAAAAGGACGAUAAAGAAUUUGAAGAUUAUACAGACCAGUUUAGUGAUUUGAGUCUGGCUAAAGAAUUCGUGCAAGAGCUCAACGAUGCGAUGGUUAAAUGUUUUGCAUGCAACGUGGAAAUUGUUAACGAGGAUCACAAAAUUUUUGACCAUAUUGCUCUGGAGUCGCAUGAUUUGAAGCGGCAAGAAUGGAAUGCUGUGUCAGAUAUAAUAUGUGAAGAUAUACUUUCUGAAACUAAAAAUCUGUGGUACAAUGUUGUAGAUUAUGAAUGUAAAUUAUGCAAUUUUAAGUACAAUUCUGAAGUUGACUUUGGCAAGCAUCUAGAUGAAAAGAUACAUUCCCAGCGUAGUUUGAGCUAUCUAAUGACAAGACAGGGAGAACUAAUGUAUGAUUCUUGUAUACCAUGUUCUUUAUUGUGGUUUGGAAAUACUCUUUCAUAUGCGGAUCACUGCAAGGAAAGGACGCACAAAUAUAAAGUAAAAAAUAACAAAUAUAUUAUCAAGGAGUUACCAGAGAGUGUGAAGUAUAUGCUAACAAAUUUCGAUGAUACUAUAAAUGAUCUCGAUAAGUUAUCCAAUGAGAUUCGUAUAUUCGAAGAAAAAAAGGAAAAAGUUUUACUGAAAGAUUUGGAGAGAUCAGUACAGUCACAGAUUUCCAAGGCAAAGGCCUAUAUAUUUGGAUCUAGAGCAGCGAAUCUGUAUUCUCUCAAAAGUAAUGUAGACGUGUAUAUCGAUUGUGGGGAUAUGUUUUAUGGGCAAAAUUGCUUCAAUGCACAAUUACAAUCUGUAAUGAAAACACUUGAACAGUGUUUAAGCAGCAAGGAUGAAGCUUGGUUAAUUGAAAGUAUCGUUGAGACAACAAAUCCUCCAUAUUUUAAAUUGGAACAUAAACCGACUACAUUAAAAUGUAAUCUGACCUUUGCAAGCGGCCAUAGUGUCGUAUCAACUUAUUUUAUAAAGACUUUUAAUAAUAAAUACCCAACUUGCAAAAAACUUAUAAUAUUUCUGAAGGAAUGGCUUUCAGCUUGUGAUUUACUGGGGUCGUCAUUCAUAAGUAGUUACAUGAUUACUUGGUUGCUGAUCUUUUAUUUACAAAACAAGUUAAUUUUUCCAAGCAUUGCCUGCCUGAUUGAAAUGGAUAAUGCGUCAACAUUAAUUAAAGGAUGGGAAACUGGUGUUAGCUGUGAUUUUAGUAUUAAUCCAUCAAAACUUUCAGCGAGGGAAAUUUUGAUUGAUUUCUUUAAGUUUUACGCUGAUCUUGAUUACAGAAAUCAAGUAAUUUGUCCAUUGCUUGGUACUGUCAUAGAAAAACGUACAUUCACAAAUCCCUCGAAUCUUCCCAUACAAAUGAAGGCUUACAUCGAUGAUAUUAAGGCGAAAAAUAUUCCAUAUUUCCGCACUGAUGUACCUAUGUGUAUACAAGAUCCAUUUUUACUUUCCGACAACAUUGCGGUGAAAACGAAAAAGCUAACGUUAAAUCGUUUCAGGCAAUUAUGUACUAAAAGUGCUAUUUUUUCGAAGAGCAGUUGAGAUUGAUUUGAUUUGAUUUUUUCAAAAAAGAUGAUUUAUUUUUUAUAAAAUAGUAUAUUAACGAAUGAAAGUUGAUCAAGUUUAUACGAGAUAUUAAUUUUUAUAACAUAUACGAUUGACUAAACUUAUUUUUGAUGAGAUGUUUCUUGAAAUAAUUCAAAGUUAAUGUGAAAAAUAUGGAAUUUAUACCCUUUUUUUAUUUUAUUAUUUUAUGAAAACAUUUAUUUGUAUGCAUCAGAAUGAAACUUAAUAAUUACGUGUUAGUCGGUAGUUUUUGUUUGUAAAAGUUUAUAAUCAUCUUGAUUGAUAUCCUGUUUCCAUAUAUAUUCUGUGACAUAACCAGAUUUGGGUAUGCAGGAUUCUGUACACGUAAAUACUGCUAAUAUUCCCCAGUCAAGAUCUUUCAAUGUGUUGUCCAAUUUGAGAUAGUUUAGAAGUUGGGGCAUUAUCUGUAACGGAGAAUGAUUUCAAUUAAUUCACAAUUAUUUCACACAAAAUAAAUAGAAGUUACCUGAAACUCAAA
Molecule: messenger RNA, 4141 nt
Organism: Cephus cinctus (wheat stem sawfly)
Lineage: Eukaryota; Metazoa; Arthropoda; Insecta; Hymenoptera; Cephidae
Exons: 5
Coding region: 388-3618 (1076 amino acids)
Biological process (GO): mRNA 3'-end processing; mitochondrial mRNA polyadenylation
Molecular function (GO): poly(A) RNA polymerase activity; zinc ion binding; nucleic acid binding
Source: RefSeq, a predicted model, not a curated record